CGCUAUCUUAAUACUUUACAAAUAAGUAUUUCACUUUUGAAAUUUAUAGUUUCGUCUCUUUCUUUGUUUCUUCGGUUAAAGCCUCCUUUGUCCAGUUGCUUCUUUUCCAUCUUCAUUCUUUCUGUUCCUUCUUUUCUUCCUUCUUUCUUUUCUCUGUACACUCAUCGAUGAUUCAUUGGAUUCAUUUCAGAUAUUCUGCGUUAAACACAAUACUGAUCAAGUUUUUUUUUUUAUGUUACACAAGUGAGGCUUAGUCCAACAGUUACGGAUUCCCCGCUUCCAACCCACACCUCUAUGACUUAUAUUUCUCAACAACUUUAGUUGCGGAUCGUUAUAAAAACAUAAUUUAUUUUUCCUCACGAGGAAAAGCUUCCGUAAAAUGCUCUUCUAUUUCAGGUAACCAGGGCAUGAACUCUAAUGAACAAAAAGAAUGAAAGAGACUAACGGGAGAGAGAAACAAAACCAAACAGAGAGAGAGAGAGGGGUGAAAGAGAAAGAGACAGAGAGGGGUGAAAGAGAAAGAGACAGAGAAAGAAAACAAUAAAGCAUUGUAUUCAGUUAUCACCGACACAUUUUUUUCUGUUUGGAAAAUUCUUUAAGUUAUAAUCAUUUACCUGUAUGAUGCAUUUAAGAAGAGUUAGAUUGUAUAGAAACACUGGUCCUCAGUUACGGCUAUGAGCUCUUCACUCUUCUUCUGCAGUCUCUGGUCAAUCACAGGUUGUAGGAGAUAGAAUAUUUCCAACAUGACCCUUGGUAUUGUAGCUGCACUGACUGCUGCCAGCACAAUUGCAGCAAUUAACUUCGUCUUUGUCAUUGCUAUUAUUGUUUGGAGAUGUAAACGAUGGAAAAAAUCAAAGCCUGUUCCAGUAACAUCACUGUCAUCCCAACCAACUAUUCUCAAAAGAAAACCUAUAAAUAUCAGCAGAUUAGAUCUGAAUCCACAAAACUUUGCUGGGCAGCAAAAUCCUGUCUAUACAGUGCCAACUGUAAUACAAACAGUUCCAAGCAGAAAUCCAAUUUCAUAUGAGAGGCAAUCAAACAGGCCCCCUAACAAAGUUUGGCCACCUCUUGGUCAGUUUUUAACGAUGAAUGAUUCAGUUAUGUGGUAUCCAGUUGAGAAUGCUACUGUUGUCCCUGCCAGACAACAAGCUCAAAAGAAAGACCUGAAUAUUUGAAGAGACAGAGAGACCCAGGCUUUGGAUCAGUAGAAAUUUUACCUGAUUAUGAUGAUGAUGUAUGUUAUUGAUAUGAUAUGAAUUGGUGUUAGAUUUUAAGGAAUAGCAGAGAGGAACAACAAGAUGGGGGUGGAAUGAAGAGAAAGAAAUUUUUAAGGAGUUCACAUGAAUAAUGUGAGAAAAAGAUGCAUAUAUAUAUAUGUGUGUGUGUGUGUGUCUGUAUACAUGUAUGUAUGUAUGUCUGUCUGUAUGUAUCUCUCUCUCUCUCUUUAUAUAAAUACACACACACAUGCAUUUACACACAUACACACGCAUGCACAUGAACACUCAUGCACAAAUGCACUCACGCACACACACGCAUGCACACACACACGUGUGCGCAUACGCACACAUGCCAGGAUUCUUUCAGUUUCAGUCUUUUGAACCCAUUUACAAGGCUUUGGUUGAUCCAAGGCUGUUGUAGAAGACACUUGGCCCAUGUGCCAUUCGGUGGGACUGAACCUGAAAGCAUGAGGUCUGGAAAGCAAACCCUUUUAACUGCACAGCCAUGCAUGUGUGUGUGUGUGUAUCAUCAUCAUAACAUACAUAUAACAUAAAGUAAUAUAUAUCUAUAAUAUAACAAGGAUACAGCAAUGAGUUCUUAAAAUUAUUACUGCACCAGACAAAAUGCUUAGCACCAUUUCUACUGACUCUUUAUGUUUCUGAGUUCAAAUGCUGCUGAGGUUAGCUUUGAUUUUUGUCCUUUUGGGGGGUCGACUAAAUAACAGUGUAAUCGACACCGUCCACCUCCCAAAAUCGUUGUCCUUGUGCUAUAAUUAGAAAGAAUACACUUGUCUGGUUAAAGAUAAUUCUGCUAUCACUUUUUAUUUUUACAAGAAUAUUUAAGGAUAUAUAUAUAUACACAUAUAUAUAUAUAUGAGGUGGUAACAAAAAGUUCCAGGAGUAGUUAUGUUUAAUAAAAAAUAACUUAUUCACUUGAGUUUUAACAUCAUCUCCUUCGAAAUAGUCACCUUGUGACAGCAACACACUGGUUCCAGUGUUCCUGCCAUUUUUGGAAUCCAGUAUCGAAUCCAGAAUUCUGGCCAAAAUAGGAUUAAUGUAAUGUAAUAUAAAGCUGAAGCAAAUUAACACCAAAUAUACAGUGCAUGUGUUUUUAUUGGCUAAACUGGCAAUAUGACCAUCCCCAAGUACAACAACAUCUGUUUCAACACACGAUUUCACAUCAAAAAUCUUGCAAAACAAAUAUAUAGUAUGGAAGUUGUUUUCCGUAAUUGAGUUGAGGACCUUCUGUGAUUCACUCUAGAUCUCGAUAACAGUGUUAAAAUGGCAACCUUUGAGCUGCAUUUUCAUCUUGAGGAAGAGAUGGAAGUCUGCAGGUGCUAAAUCUGGCAAAUAGGAUGGGUGCAGAAGCAAUACCAUGUUGUUUUUGGUGAGAAACUCAUGAGUGAGGAGAGAUUGGUGACAUGGUGAAUUAUCGCCAUGAAGAAUCCAGUUCUUCAUGUUCCAGAGAUCUGGUUGCUUUUGCUCCUUCAAACGCUUCAAAACAUUGCAGUAGAACUCUUAAUUGACGGUCUGGCCCUGGGGGGAUGAAUUCUCAAUGAACAAUACCAUGGAUGUUGAAAAAAAUAAUAAGCAUGACCUUGAUUGAGCUGCAGCACUGUCAUGUGGUCAUGCCACUGGAAGCAUUGUGUACGACCCAUUAACUCAUCGGCAUAAGCUUGCAGAAGCAACUUCAAUGGCUCCGCAGUAGACUUCCCAAGUUUAAUGCAAAAUUUCACGUUGGCUCUUUGUUCCAACUUCCUGUCCAUGACAAAAAAUUGCAAACUAUAGCAUACAUGUGAUCACAAAAACACAAAUUGCACAACUUGCGAAGUAAACACAGUGAUGUCACUUGGCACACUACACCAUGAAGGUCACUGUUAUCUCACACUGCAUACACAACCAUGUGCUGCCAUCUGUUGGUGUGCUACAGAAUUAGUUCGGGAACUUUUUGAUACCCACUCCUAUGUAGUUUUAUAUGUAAAUACAUACAUACAUACAUACAUACAUACAUACAUAUAUAUAUAUAUAUAUAUAUAUAUAUAUAUAUA
Messenger RNA from Octopus bimaculoides (California two-spot octopus), 3265 nucleotides. RefSeq lists its product as uncharacterized. The record is from RefSeq and is a predicted model, not a curated record. Lineage: Eukaryota; Metazoa; Mollusca; Cephalopoda; Octopoda; Octopodidae.